Messenger RNA from Sclerotinia sclerotiorum 1980 UF-70, 2472 nucleotides. RefSeq lists its product as hypothetical. The transcript is spliced from 2 exons. Lineage: Eukaryota; Fungi; Ascomycota; Leotiomycetes; Helotiales; Sclerotiniaceae. The coding region runs from base 1 to 2472 and encodes 823 amino acids. The record is from RefSeq and is a predicted model, not a curated record. Gene Ontology annotation, molecular function: catalytic activity.
AUGGAAAAGAAGGAAAUCUGGGACAAAAUCCUUGAUGCCGAAAGAAUACAAAUCGAUAAACCCUGGCAUAAAGUCAUCAUUCACAAAAUCCCAAUUCAGGAAUUCUCAGGUCUGAAAGGUAUGGACCUAAUCAAAGAGGAAGUCAAUACCUUCAAUCCAGGGCUCAGUAUUAUGAAUACUCCUUACUGGCUUACCAAUGUCUCCAAGAGAGCCAAACAACAAGAUGGAGCAAUAGUCAUUGCAUUUGCUACACAAAAAGAAGCAGAUAUAGCUAUCCAGAAAAGGCUAUAUAUUGCAGGCAUUAGUGUUAGAGUAGAAAGAUUCUAUCCAUCUACUCCUUCAUCCCAAUGCAACAGAUGCCAGAGAUUCGGCCAUAACGAAUCAUACUGCAAAAAACCUCCAGCUUGCGGACUUUGCAGUAAUAAUCAUGCUACAGUCGGUCAUUUCUUCAUUCAAGAACCCUGGAUCCUCUCGAAUCCUGAGAAAGACUUCUCCUCAACCAGAUCUAUUGCCCACUCUAGCUUCUCUCAACUCCUCCCAAAUAAUCCUUCGAACCUGCGUCCCCGAACUAUGAUCUACAUUUCAAAAGGAUUCAAACCGCUAGUAGCCCUAGCUCCCAACUCCCCUAAUGAUCCAGAUAUUCAAAUCAUUGAUAUCACUCAAGGAAAACAUACAAUACAACUCAUCAAUAUCUACAAUGAAGCGGACCAAGCCAAAGAAAAAGGCCACACCAUCGAAAGAUGCCUUUACAAUACCCCUCUUACUCAUCACACCAUCCUCGUAGGAGAUUUCAACUCCCAUCACCCUUGGUGGGACCCCUUCUCUAACAAAAGCUCAAAUGCCGACCUACUCACCGAAUGGUUUGAGGAUCACAAUCUCAUUCUAUUUAACGAACCAGGCACGAGCACCUUUUAUCGAACACAUAUGACAAAUCCAAGUGUCUUAGACCUUACUUUAGCCACAGAUUCAGUAUCUCCCUAUAUCACUGAUUGGCAAGUCCUCCCGGAUCUUGGAUCAGAUCACUUAAGCAUUCUCUUUGAAGUAAAGGGCACUUUAUCCCGUAUAACGAAUAUAGCUCAGCCAGCAAGAUUCAAUACAAAACUUGCGGAUUGGGAAAAAUUCGCGAAUACCCUCAAAUCGAAAAUAUCGAUAUCAACCACCUUAAAUUCGAGUGAAUACCUUAAUAUCGCUACCUCAGAAUCCAACUCUCUUGAUUCCCUUCUCGACAAGAGCCAAUACAUACAAGUAUUGGAUGAAGCUGCAAAAGAAUUCACCCGAAUAAUCACUUAUUCGGCUGAAACCAGUAUACCGAGAAUCAAGUCCACAAAAAGAGCUAAACCCUGGUGGUCCCCAGAGCUGAAAGCCCUUCGAAAACGACUCUCUAAUGCAUUUGAGAACGUCAAGAUUUACCCGGAAGACGAUAUGUUCAAGAAAAUCUACCAGUCAGCCAGGAAUCAUUACUUCCAAGCUAUUAAAACAGCAAAGAAAAACCAUUGGAAUGAGUUCCUUGAAAAAGAGGAUACCCAAUCCGUAUUCAAAACAAUAUCAUACACAAAAGAUAUACAAACCGAACGAAUCCCGAAUAUUCGAUCCAAUCCCUCUAAACUAGAAAAUUCUUUCGAGGGAAAAUGCUCUGCAUUUAGAUCGACCCUAUUUCCUCCUCCUUCAUUCACCCCACCGCCCAAUUGGGAAAGCUAUAAACAAUCUAAGAAAUGGGAAUGGCCUGAUCUCACAGAGAGCGAACUCCUAAACGCGUGCUCUGCAAAAAUCAAAGGAAAGACCCCUGGCCCCGAUGGGAUCACUCAAGAUAUCAUUAUUCAAGCGUACAAAGCAAUACCAAAAGCAUUCUUCACCCUCUUCAGUCAUCUUAUCAACCUUGGUUACCAUCCUUCUUGCUGGAAACAAGCCACUGGAGCGAUACUCAAGAAACCUUCAAAACCAGACUACUCGGCCCCAAAAGCUUAUAGAGUUAUCGCCCUACUAAAUUGCCUUGGCAAAAUAAGUGAAAGAAUUCUAGCUCAAAGGCUUAGCUACUUAGCGGAGACUACGCAAUUACUUCAUUACUCUCAAAUGGAUGGAAGACAAAAGAAAUCAGCCAUCGACACAGCAAUCUUACUCACUACCGAAAUCGAAAGAAAUUCAAGAUCCAAGAAGAAAACCUCAACUCUCUUCCUGGAUGUUAAAGGCGCCUUUGAUCAUGUAUCUAUGAACAAAUUAUUAGAUAUCUGCAAGAACCUAAACCUCCCAACCAGCCUAAUCGCCUGGAUCUCAUCUUUUUUGAAGGAAAGGCUACUCAAGCUCUCAUUCGAUGGCCAAAUUGAAACCUUCAAACCGAUCAAUACCGGGAUCCCCCAAGGCAGCCCUAUUUCGCCAAUCCUCUUCUUAAUUUAUAUUCGAGAUCUAUUCUCAGCAAAUUCAAUCAAAUAUCUCUCAUAUAUAGAUGAUAUAGCUUUACACAUUUUCACAUCCUGA